CACUUUUGCUUCAGCUUGACCGUGCACAAGACGAUGAAUGAGCCUCUGCUCACCCCACGACAUCCUAGCUGCAUCUUGGACCUGAUAAACGCGGUGGAGUCCGACAUGAUAAUUUCGUCUCCAAUUGAUACCAAGUCAACAGCUCACGUCGUCACCCGAGAGGUAGAUCAGUCCGACAUAAGCGACAACGUCCAGGAGCCAGUGAAGAAGAAGCGCGCCUACAAGAAGAGGAAGGCGACGAACACGGUGCGUAAAGAGGAGAAGCUGGCGCUGCAAGUGGAGAUCGCUGCAUUGCAAGCCAAACUGAAGAAUCUUGAGCUCCAGACGCUAGUACAGCGAGGUGAAGAAGACACUGUGCUGCAUAACACGGUGGCACACAACGCAAUGCUGCGAGAUUUCGUCCAAGAGCAGCAUUUGGCGAUGGCUCACGCUCAAGGAAUGCUACUGGGUUGUGCAUUGCGUCACUCGUAUCAAGUACGUCCAACGGAGAUGUUUAUUCACUUGUCAGCAGAUCGGAAAGAGAGACUCGAGACACUAAAAGUAGUAAGGGAGCCCAAGCUUUAUUACGCCAAACGAUUUAUCCAGCAUCGCAGUAUAGGAAUGCAUCCUACCGCGGAAUAUUUCCACGAAGAGAGAUACGAAACUCCGGAAGGAGAUUACUGCAACGUACGCUUCGAUCGUGUACCUUUAGGAGGUGUAAAGGGCGGGAUUCGAGCCGUACUGGAUGCGUUAAAAUACGCUGCUUUCAACGCGGAGAUUAUAAUUUCCGAGACAUCCGGUAAUCUAACGAUCCGUGAAGACGAUGAUGUAACUGAGGAGGAAUGUUCUCAACUGCGCUUAGUAACGCGGACAUCUCGAGGCUUUCUGGUGGAGAACAAUCUCGUCCACUUCACCGAGUUUUCGAAUACUGAAGGAGGGAGUUAUGCGGUGACCUCUGCCGAUUUUGUGGAUGAGGAUGUGCUUUAUCCGUAUCGUCCUCAGGAACGUAUCCGGAGAGAUGCCACUGCAGCGAUUCUAGUGACAUCACACGUUGAUCCGGAUAGAUACGAGGCAGAUCCGGUCAUUGUGGUGACGCGUUGGGCUUUUACAAGGAUCUGCCAUACCGAGCUGGACGUGCCUCAUGAAGUACUCCGAGAGAUGCGAGACUUAUCCGGAAGGGUUUCCCAAACGAUCUUAAACUGUGUCCGGGAGUCAGUCGGCUUGCCUAAACAGUCUUAACGUGUUAUGUACAGAAGUAUAUUGUGUUACGUGGUGGUU
Phytophthora nicotianae INRA-310 is the source of this 1257-nucleotide messenger RNA. RefSeq lists its product as hypothetical. The transcript has a single exon. The record is from RefSeq and is a predicted model, not a curated record. Lineage: Eukaryota; Oomycota; Peronosporomycetes; Peronosporales; Peronosporaceae. Bases 34 to 1218 code for a protein of 394 amino acids.